Messenger RNA from Capronia epimyces CBS 606.96, 786 nucleotides. RefSeq lists its product as uncharacterized. Bases 1 to 786 code for a protein of 261 amino acids. Gene Ontology annotation, molecular function: oxidoreductase activity. NCBI's taxonomy places the organism in Eukaryota, Fungi, Ascomycota, Eurotiomycetes, Chaetothyriales, Herpotrichiellaceae. The transcript has 2 exons. The record is from RefSeq and is a predicted model, not a curated record.
AUGGCGUCUCUCGCGAACAAAGUCUUCGCCAUCACCGGAGGGGCCUCCGGAAUGGGUCUGGCAACCGGCCGACAGCUGGCCGCGGCAAAGGCCAGGGCGGUGGCCAUCGGGGACUACAACGACCAAGCCUUCGACGAGGCCCGCAAGCAGUUGAAGGCAGCCAACCCGGACGUUGAAGUGCUCACGACCAAACUCAACGUCGCCGACCCGGCGCAGGUGGACGCGUGGAUCGAGGAGAUUGUGGCCAAGUUUGGAGCCCUGGACGGCGCGGUCAACGCUGCCGGCGUCGCUCAGCCCGUCGGGGCGCGACAGUCGCCGACCCUGCUGGCCGAGACCAACGAGGAGUGGAACCGCGUGAUCGGCGUCAACCUCGCCGGUGUCUUCUACAGCAACCGGGCGCAAAUCAAGGCCAUGACCAGUCUGGAGAAGCGCGACCGCAGCAUCGUCAACAUUUCUAGUAUGGCGUCGCUCCUGCACGGCGGAGACUGCUACAGUUAUGGCGUGUCCAAGACCGGCGUCGCCUAUCUGACCACCUGUAUCGCGAAAGACGUGAAGCAGUUUGGCAUCCGGGUCAAUACUAUUUCUCCAUCCGCCACCAGGACCCCGAUGCUGGCACAGUUUUUCGCCGGAACCGCCGGAGCAGAGAGCAUCACCAGCGCGGCAGAUACAGGCGGGUUUAAUCUGGUUGAAGCCGACGACAUCGCUCGAACUGUCCUCUGGCUCCUCAGUGAGGACGCAUCGCAGGUAUUCGGAGUGAACUUGCCCGUCGGAGACACGGUACCAUAG